Sardina pilchardus (European sardine) is the source of this 1971-nucleotide messenger RNA. RefSeq names its product hereditary hemochromatosis protein homolog. The record is from RefSeq and is a predicted model, not a curated record. Bases 214 to 1287 code for a protein of 357 amino acids. The transcript is spliced from 8 exons. Gene Ontology annotation, cellular component: external side of plasma membrane. Gene Ontology annotation, biological process: immune response. Lineage: Eukaryota; Metazoa; Chordata; Actinopteri; Clupeiformes; Clupeidae.
CUACUAACGUGAGAAUUUGAGAAUUGUGUUGUAACGUAGGAAAUGUUAAUAAAGUGUUGUUAAAGCGUUGCCUGCAGCAGCGACAUUUCCGGAAAGGUAGACUCGAUUAAAUUCAUUCUGGACUCUCUAUCCGACCACCUAAAGACGUGGGGAAUACUUCGGUUUGGCUUAAGGGACCCUCUACUCAAUACCACAACCGCUAAGUGCAAAACCAUGAAGCUUUUCUAUUUGUGUUCUUUACUUCAGAUGUCAUGCUGCCAUUCGGGUUCUCACUCCCUAUGGAUCAUGGGAACAUACAUCAGUGGAAAGACUCCAUUUCCAGACUUCACUGGAUACGUGAUGUUGGAUGAUAUUGCAUUUGCAUACUAUGACUCAAAUGGAAACAAAGCAAUACACAGAGACACCCAUAAUGCCUCAUACCAAAUGGUUGAUGCAAACGAUAUAGAUUAUGCUGGACAUUUUUUUGAAUAUUUACAUGAGCGUGUUAAAUUUAGAUUGUCCAACAUGAAGAAGUACUUGAACAACACAGAUGAUAUUGCUGUUUUUCAGAGAAUUAUUGGAUGUGAGCUACCCAACAAUGAUCACCCUGGAACAAUGUUUUCUAUUGAUGGUUACAAUGGAGAAACUGUAAUUGUAGACCAUUAUGAUGCAGACCAAGAUGCUCUUCGCUUAGAAUGGAAGUGGCCAAAUAUAGUGAGUAAAACAUGGAUUCAACAUGUGAACCUUACCUUGCAGUACAGAAUUGCGUAUUACCCGGACUGCAUCAACUAUUUACAAAGGCAUCUGCCCAAAGAAAGGAAUCGUGUUCUGAAAAAAGUGAAGCCCAGAGUCAGGCUCCUCCAGAAGACACUCCCAGACUCUAGUGGGGCCAAAGUGACCUGCCUGGCCACUGGUUUCUACCCGCGUCACAUCAACCUGACCCUGUUCAGAGACGGCCAGCCUGUGUCUGACCACCAGAUCACUGGGGGGGAGCUGUUGCCUAAUGCAGAUGAGACGUACCAGAUGAGGAAGAGCCUGGAGGUCAGCAGAGAGGAACUACAGUAUCACAACUACACCUGCACAGCUGAACACCUCAGCCUGGACAACAAGCUGGACAUUGAUUUAGAGCCUGAGUGGGAGUCAGGAACAACAAUCAUAUUGUCAUCUGUGACUGUUCUGGCAGUGUGUGUGUGUGUGCUGGGAGCCACCUGUGUUAUCAUGAUAUGGUGCUGGAGGAGACGCAAAGGUCAGGGCUCCCAGGGAUCAUUAAGUACCUACUCAUCUGCUCCAAACAUAGAUCUGGACUAAAGAGAAGUGAUGGAGGGAAAUAACACAUUGUAAAGAUGCUUCACAUCAAGUUCAAUAAUCAUUCAUAGAUGCAUUUAAAACUGCUUGAGAAUUGAACCUUUAAAGAAAUGUUCCAGAGCAAAACAACCUUCAGAAGCUAACACGUUCAAACGGUUGUUUGAGCACAUAAUUAUGGAGUUUUAUGGUCUCAAACAACAACAAACUUUUUUGAUACAUGUUUGGUCUCUUUCUUUCUCUCUCUCUUUCUCUCAUUUCUUUGACGUUUUAUAUUUGUAUAUAUUGUUUGUUUCACCUGAUGUAUCUAACAUCAAACUUGUUUUAUAAUUUGUUUAGUAAGUAAGUUUAUGUUUACAUUUGUUAGUUUGUUAAGAUAACUUUGUUCAACUGAUUUUUAUCUCCAAGUGAUAUUGAUUACAUCUGCAUUUAUGGUGUCUCUUAAGGCCGCUGUCAAAGCAUCCUGGGCUUCCAUAGCACCAGCCGUGCCACAGAUGAUUGCCUCCAUACAGCACCACAUUGAUUCAGUAAUUUGUGCAAAAGCAGCCCGUGUAAAUUAACUGUUUUAGUCAGAUUAGUUCAUUUCUUUUCAAAAGGUCGUGACACAUUUCUGUAUCAUAACCUCUUUAUUGUAAUAUUGCUCAAUUUUGGAUUUCAUGAGCUGUAAUCAAGAUUAAAACAUGAAACAUA